AGUGCCAGAUCACAGGGCGCCCGGCAGCAGGUGCCCACGUGGGCCAAGUGUAGGCUCUCCCAGGGGCGGGCCCCUGGCUCCCAGAGCGCGGGGGCUGCGUCUCCUCCCCGCCGGCCUCGCGGCAGCUGGGCCCUCCCCCGGCGCCGGCAGCCUCGCGGAUACCGCCCCUGCCUCCCUCCCGCCCGCCGCAGCCGCCUGCCGGCGGAUCUCCCAGCCGCCGGCCCACGCGUCCGCCUCCGGUCGUCAGCCCCCCGCCCCCGCAGAGGACCGACUGCCCAGACCGCCGGUCCCGGGGCUCCUUGGGCGGGGCCGAUCCCAGGGAGCCCCCUGACUGCCUCCCAGAGCUGGGUGGGGAAAAGGGAGCUUAGCCCGCCGCCGCCUCCGAGCUGGCCGCCAGAAGUGUGCUGUAGCUGGAGAGACCGUUUGGAUAGAGAGAAAAGCCUGCGGACCGAGACCCAGCUGUGCUGGCCCCUGGAUGAGUCUUCUGGACCCAAGCGCUGGGAACCCCACCCCACCACUGCUUGAGGCCAAGUACACACAAGCCCCAGAGAACGCUGACCCAUGUGCCCUGGCAAUUCCCAGAGCCAGAAGGAAAAAAAAAUCAUAAAAUAAUGGUUAUUGUCUCUGGCGGCCGGAGAUGGGCGCCCGGCCCUCGCGGCGGCAGCUGCCCGCGGACCCGCCCCUAGCCUUGGACGCGCUGCCCCCGGAGCUGCUGGUGCAGGUGCUGAGCCACGUGCCGCCGCGCGCCCUGGUGACGCGCUGCCGCGCAGUGUGCCGCGCCUGGCGCGACGUGGUGGACGGGCCCACCGUGUGGCUGCUGCAGCUGGCCCGCGACCGCAGCGCCGAAGGCCGCGCACUCUACGCUGUGGCCCAGCGCUGCCCGCCCAACGGCGAGGACGAGGAGUUCCCGCUCUGCGCCCUGGCGCGCUACUGCCUGCGCGCGCCCCUAGGCCGCAACCUCAUCUUCAACUCCUGCGGAGAGCAGGGCUUCAGAGGCUGGGAGGUGGAGCACGGCGGGAACGGCUGGGCCGUGGAGAAGAACCUAACGCUGGUGCCGGGGGCUCCUUCCCAGACCUGCUUCGUGACUUCUUUCCAAUGGUGCUUCAAGAGGCAGCUUGUAGACUUGGUGAUGGAAGGGGUGUGGCAGGAGCUGCUGGACAGUGCCCAGAUCGAGAUCUGUGUGGCCGACUGGUGGGGUGCCCGAGAAAACUGUGGCUGCAUCUACCGUCUCCGGGUCCGCCUCCUGGAUGUGUACGAAAACGAAGUGGUCAAGUUCUCGGCCUCACCCAACCCAGUUCUUCAGUGGACGGAGAGAGGCUGUCGACAGGUGUCGCAUGUCUUCACCAACUUUGGCAAGGGCAUCCGCUACGUGUCAUUUGAGCAGUAUGGGAGGGACACGCGUUCCUGGGUGGGGCACUAUGGCGCCCUGGUGACCCACUCCAGUGUGAGGGUCAGGAUCCGCCUGUCCUAGCCAACUGAUCCAGCCUUCCAGAAAGUACUGCCAUCUGGGCAUCAUCAGUCAAGGGCAGUUUUGAGGCUGGGAGCCCAGCUGGGAGCCGGGUGCCCGUGGACAAGUGGGUGUCCCAUGUGGCCCCUUCCCGGCGGCCCUCUGGGGAACCCCACUCACUGCUGUUUCAGCAUGGUGCCCACACGCUGUACAAGAAACCAGGGAUCCAACCAGGCUGCUCACCACUUUCCCAGCUUCCCAGGGUGGGAGAACUUACUCCCAGAGUAACUCAGAGAUGUUUACUUUUCUUGCAAAUUGUUUUCUUACACGUGUGGAUGUCAGUUGGCGGACUGAGUCACAAGACAAAGGCCAAACCAGGAUUUUUAACCAUGGGGGAAAGUCGCUGAUCACCCGGGACGGUGACUCCUGACCACAUGUUUGCAGAGUAAGCUAGCAGGGAGCAGACCUUAGGCGGGGCAGUCUGUCCUUGAGGUCACCAACAGGGGCAUCAAAAGGAACCGUUUCCUUAGUCUUCAGAGUCCCUGGGACUCAGCUGUGAGGCUUGUGUGACCUUCUCUAGCACCACCCAUCAGCGCCUGCCCUUUGGGCCUGGCUGGUACCGUUUCUAUCAGAAUUCCUAAGUCCCUGCUGAUCCACAAACCACGUCCCCUGCCCCACCUCCUGUCCCUACCUCAUGGGAAGCUCCCCUCCUGCUGGCCAACAGACUCCUUUUCUCUACUCCCUUGCAUUCAGGCUCCAAGAGCAAGGUGUGCCACAGGGGAAAGCACUCGGGCCUGCCUCCCUAGUGUCUCCUGCUCUCUCCCUGGCUGGGCACAGCCAACCAAUAAAAUCGGUGCUAAAUGUGAAACAAGGGGGGACUUCGGUCUGUAAUCAAUGAACUGUCUGCCCCCAGCCCUGACCCUAAAAGGGCCCGUGUGAGGUUUCUGAUCAUGAGAAAUUUAGGAGGUAUGCUAAGCCCCGUGCGGGUGAUGGAGGGCAGGCCCUGUUAUUUAUUUGGCCCAGGAGGAAACAGGCUCAGAGUUUAAAUGUCACCUGGCCAGUAGGCAGAAAAGGCAGGACUUGCACAGAACCCAGUGAUGGAAGGAAGGCUCUCAAAUCUUAAAAUCUAAGCCCAUCAUCAGGCAAGGUCAGUAUUAUUUCAGUGCCAUUUACCAAGGGAGGAAACUGAGGCAGAACAAAGACAGAGAGUCAGGAUUUGGACCCAGGUGUGUGUGGGUCUGAAAAUAACCGAGAGGAGCAGCUCCCAGGCAGCCAGCAGCACACCUGCUCUGAGCCUCCCAACACCCCGGCACAGAUGAGGAAACCGGACAGCCGGGCUGUCCUUGCCCAGAUCCUCGGCCCGUGGGAAAGGGAAAAGGGCCUCAGAGCCACCUAGCAGACUCUAGAGUUCCCCCAAAGAGUAGCCAUUGGCAGGUGUUCUACACUCAGGACCUC
This is a messenger RNA of Mustela lutreola (European mink), 2902 nucleotides long. RefSeq names its product F-box protein 17 (gene FBXO17). The record is from RefSeq and is a predicted model, not a curated record. Gene Ontology annotation, cellular component: cytoplasm; SCF ubiquitin ligase complex. Lineage: Eukaryota; Metazoa; Chordata; Mammalia; Carnivora; Mustelidae. Gene Ontology annotation, biological process: SCF-dependent proteasomal ubiquitin-dependent protein catabolic process; glycoprotein catabolic process. The transcript is spliced from 7 exons. Gene Ontology annotation, molecular function: ubiquitin protein ligase activity; protein binding. Bases 638 to 1471 code for a protein of 277 amino acids.